Molecule: messenger RNA, 4072 nt
Organism: Sciurus carolinensis (gray squirrel)
Lineage: Eukaryota; Metazoa; Chordata; Mammalia; Rodentia; Sciuridae
Gene: Ppp1r13l
Product: protein phosphatase 1 regulatory subunit 13 like
Exons: 13
Coding region: 921-3509 (862 amino acids)
Biological process (GO): positive regulation of cell differentiation; regulation of transcription by RNA polymerase II
Molecular function (GO): transcription factor binding
Source: RefSeq, a predicted model, not a curated record
CCCCAUUUUACAGAUUAGGAAACUGAGGCCUGGCCAAAGUCUGACAGAGAUCCUGCUGUACUUGAAUAAGGGAGUCUGACUCCUUGCUCCUAUUUUUAUCUGCCAGAGACUUCGAAGACAGUGUGGUCUCUAAAAAGUGGAAUAGGAAAACAAUUCUGGGCUAGCCAAAUUAGAGAAUUCUAGAAUGUUCCCAAGUUAGAAUCUUGGACUUAGAACUUUCCAACAAUUCUCAAGUUGAGGGAUUCCGUCUGUGAAGAACUUUAAUUACAAUCUCAAGUUCCCUAUAUCUUCGGAAUGGACGGCUCUUAGAGAUAGAAAGGACUUCUCAGAAUCGUUAACCUCCUCCUUCCACUGUGGGGAAACCGAGGCCCCAGGAGUGGAGAGGAUCAUCGCCCAAGGCCACACACUCCCAGUACACCCAAAUGAGCCGCCAGCUCCAACAGGUUCUGUUUCCGUGGUUUCCCAGAUGAAGGCUGCAGACAGCAUGCCCCAGCCCGCCCUGCUGCCCACAUCUUAUGGCCAAAGCUAAGAGAUGGAUGUAGCAAGGAGGUGACAGGGCUGUCAGGCGUGGCGGCUACCAUGGGGAUGGAGAUGGGGCUGGCUUGACCGGUUCCUGGUGGCCUAGGUCCCUCCCACUGGGCCAGUGGCCACAACUGCCCAUCCAAUCCCGGCCACCUCCCUGUUCCUCCUCCUAACAAUGGGUCAGUGUGAGCCAGGCCUCCUCUGGAUGGGGACUCUUGAGGAGAAGAAACUGAGCAGUCACUGCCCUCUGGGACUCCUCCAGUCUGGUGGAGAGGACAUAGGAUUAGCAAGUUAGAUCCUGAUGUGAAACCCAGCUCUACAGACUUCUUGCAGGGUGAACUUGAACAAAUCUCUCUGUGCCUUACUUUCUCAUCUGCUAAGGCGCUUUUGACCAUGGAAUGAGGCGCCCCGCUCCAGCCGGCACCAUGGACAGCGAGGCAUUCCAGAGCGCGCGGGACCUUCUGGACCUGAACUUUCAGUCGCUGGCCAUGAAGCACAUGGAUCUGAAGCAGAUGGAGCUGGACACGGCAGCGGCCAAGGUGGACGAACUGACCAAGCAGCUUGAGUUGCUGUGGUCAGACUCGCCAGCUCUUCCUGGCCCGCAGGCUGAAGUCCCCCCUAGGCUGUCCCGCUACAGCUCCAGCCCGGUCCCCGAGCCUCUCGGCAGCCGAGGGUCCCCCCGGAAGGCAGCCACGGACAGCGCAGACACCCAGUUCGGACGCUCCGAGAGUGCCCCGGCCCUGCACCCCUACAGCCCGCUGUCCCCUAAGGGCCGUCCAUCGUCUCCGCGCACCUCGCUCUAUCUGCAGCCGGACGCCUAUGGUAGCCUGGAUCGCGCGCCCUCACCCCGGCCGCGCGCCUUCGAAGGCGCCGCCAGCCCCCUCGGCCGUGCGCCCUCCCCGCGGCCGGGGUCAGGCACGCUCCGUCAGCAAGGUCCCCCCACGCCCUUCGACUUCCUGGGCCGCGCGGGCUCCCCGCGUGGCAGCCCUUUGGCGGAGGGGCCCCAGGCCUUCUUCCCCGAGCGCGGACCCUCCCCGCGCCCGCCUGUGGCCGCCUACGACACACCGUCGGCCUUCGGGAGUCCCCUGCUGGGCGCGGGCGGCAGCGCCUUCGCCCCGCCUCUGCGCGCGCAAGACGACCUGACGCUGCGCCGGCGGCCCCCGAAAGCCUGGAACGAGUCUGAUCUGGAUGUGGCGUACGAGAAGAAAUCUACGCAGACCUCCAGCUAUGAACGCCUGGACGUCUUUGCGCGGCCCGCCUCGCCCGGCCUGCAGCUGCUGCCCUGGAGAGAGAGCAGCCUGGAUGGGCUGGGGGCCACCGGCAAGGACAACCUCACCAGCGCCACCCUGCCCCGCAAUUACAAGGUCUCGCCUCUCGCCAACGACAGGCGUUCUGACGUGGGCAGCUACCGCCGCUCGCUGGGCUCCGCAGCGCCGUCAGGCACUUUGCCCCGCAGCUGGCAGCCUGUCAGCCGCAUCCCCAUGCCGCCCUCCAGCCCCCAGCCCCGCAGGGCCCCUCGCCAGCGCCCCAUCCCCCUCAGCAUGAUAUUCAAGUUGCAGAAUGCAUUCUGGGAGCAGGGGGCCAGCAGGGCCAUGCUCCCUGGGUCCCCCAUCUUCUCCCGAGCACCCCCACCUAAACUGCCUCCUCAGCCCCAGCCGGCCCCCCAGACCCAACUGCAGCCCCAGCCACAACCCCAGUUGCCCCCCCAGCCCCAGCCCCAACCCCAGCCCCAGCCUCAGCCCCAGCCUCAGCCCCAGCCUCAGCCUCAGCCCCAGCCCCAGCCCCAGCCCCAGUCCCAACCCCAGGCCCCAGCCCACCAGGUCCCUCAACAGACAUGGCCACCGGCAAAUGAAGGCCUCCUCAAACCCCCUGCCGAGACAGAGGCUGAGCCAGAGCUAGAGGGGCUGCUGACACCCGUACUGGAGGCUGGCGAUGCAGAUGAAGGCACUGUAACUCGGCCCCUCAGCCCCACGAGGCUGCAGCCAGCACUGCCCCCUGAGGCUCAGUCGGUUCCUGAGCUGGAGGAGGUGGCACGGGUGCUGGCAGAGAUUCCCCGGCCCCUCAAGCGCAGGGGCUCCAUGGAGCAGAGCCCUGCCGUGGCCCUGCCCCCCACUCACAAGAAGCAGUACCAGCAGAUCAUCAGCCGCCUCUUCCAUCGCCAUGGAGGGCCAGGGCCUGGGGGGCCUGAGCCAGAGCUGUCCCCCAUCACUGAGGGAUCUGAGGCCAGGGCCGGGCCCCCUGCUCCUGCCCCACCAGCUCCCAUACCACCCCCAGCCCCACCCCAGAGCAGCCCAGCAGAGCAGCCACAGAGCAUGGAGAUGCGCUCAGUGCUGCGGAAGGCGGGCUCCCCACGCAAGGCCCGGCGGGCGCGUCUCAACCCGCUCGUGCUGCUGCUGGACGCGGCGCUGACCGGGGAGCUGGAAGUGGUGCAGCAGGCGGUGAAGGAGAUGAACGACCCGAGCCAGCCCAACGAGGAGGGCAUCACCGCACUGCACAACGCCAUCUGCGGCGCCAACUACCCCAUCGUGGACUUCCUCAUCGCCGCGGGCGCCAACGUCAACUCCCCUGACAGCCACGGCUGGACACCGCUGCACUGCGCGGCGUCGUGCAACGACACGGCCAUCUGCACCGUGCUUGUGCAGCACGGCGCCGCAAUCUUCGCCACCACUCUCAGCGACGGCGCCACCGCCAUCGAGAAGUGCGACCCCUACCGGGAGGGCUACGCCGACUGCGCCACCUACCUGGCAGACGUGGAGCAGAGCAUGGGGCUGAUGCACAGUGGGGCGGUGUACGCUCUCUGGGACUACAGUGCCGAGUUCGGGGACGAGCUGUCCUUCCGUGAGGGCGAGUCUGUCACCAUCCUGCGGAGGGACGGGCCGGAGGAGACCGACUGGUGGUGGGCCACGCUGCAUGGCCAGGAGGGCUAUGUGCCGCGCAACUACUUCGGGCUCUUCCCCAGGGUGAAGCCUCAGAGGAAUAAAGUCUAGCAAGACAGAAGGAUGUUCUCCCAGGCGACGAGAGCAAGCUGGCCUGCCCUCGCCCCAGGCCUCCCACUCCACAUACUGCCGUGUUUACCGUGCCCCCAGCCCUGCAGGGGUGGCCGUGGGGCCCUGGCCACCAGUUCUCAGCUCUUCCAGAAGCCCGGGGAGGAAAACUUCAGCCUUAAGUCUAGGAAUCUGCCUUAUCCAUGGGAGGUCCGAGGGGCAAGGCUGGGAAUCUUGGGGGUAGGAGAGCCUCUGCAUUUGCCAAGGCAGAUCCCGUCCAAAGUGCCUCCUGCCCCAACUGCCAAUCACUCCUCGCUGUCUGCAAGCCAACCCGCCAUCCCAGCUGAGCCUGGGAUUUGUGACCCCACCAACUGACUUUCCUGGAGUCACCUCCGAUCCUGUGUCUCCCAGAAGCCCUGGGGUUCGGGGGGAGGCCUGUUGAUUUCUACCAGCAUCCUCCCCCCUCUCUCCCCAGUCAAGUGCCUUCACAGAGUGCUGGUUUUAUGUUUAUAACAUAAAUGGGGAACUUUUUCUUUAUAAAUAAAGGUAGUUUGCACAGAAAUCGA